ACGAUAAAAUUUUAUACCCAGAAAUAUAUAAAGAAUGUCAUCUUAUCUAACUCAUUGUUUGAGCAAUUGUACAGAAUCAUGUUUGAACAUAUAAUAAUUUAGAUACUGGUAAAUGAUUCAUUGACUAAAAAAAUAUGCUUGUCCACCUUAGGGGGUUUCAUUUUUCUACCAAUCAAAAUGUUAGUUUUAAAACAAGGUUUGUAACUCUUAGCAACAGACGAGCAUUGUAAUAUGGCGAAUAUUUAGCAAGUGUGCGAAAGUUUGAAAACUCAGUUGUGAAACAUGUCAACUUCCAAGACUCGUAAAAACCAAUAUCUCAAUCCAGGUGUCAGCCAAGCUACAGCUAGCACCGCAUCAAGGAAGGGAAAUCCUGGUGCUUCUGUGAAUAAAAGUAAAUAUGGAGGAACAGGGACCAUGUAUGCUAGUUCCCGGUCCAGGACAAACAUCUUAUCAUCGGCUGGCAAGAGGAGUGUGACUCAUGGUGAAAAGACAGUGGCCAAACCACCUGUUCAGGUAUUGGAUGAAGCUGGUAAUGAUGUGACUCCUCUGCCCCUGCUGCACUCAGACCCCUCAGCAGUAAAGAAGAACCAGGGCAACAUUCUGGCAGACAGCUCUGCUGGGACACCCACAGAUCUGAUGUCUCAAGCCUCCAUAUACAACACAGGAAAUGUCACAGCCAGUACUUUUGGAGGUGGACCUUUCACUAGGUCUGUGUUCAGUGCCUCUCAAGGUACUGCUUCUGAUUCCAUGAUUGGAGAGGACAUCACUGAACCCUCACAAGACAUGUCCUCAGCAUGGGCAGAAAUUCGACACAAGCGAGAGGAAGUGAAGGAGACCUUGACUGAUGCAGACCUGGAGAAGGUGGUCAACCUGACACUAACUGAGACAGAGACAAUCUGGCUGCUGGACAUGCCGGGUACAUCUGUGUCUAACGAGGCAGAGGAGGCAGCCAGCAUUAAAAAGAGGAAUGAGGAGUAUCAGGAGUUACAGAAGAACCGUGUGGGGAAUGAUAGAUAUAUGGAGAGGGGAAUGAACACGUUUAAUGAACCAGCAAAAUACAAAACUGUUCAGACAUCAAAGAUCAGCUGUGUUGACACUGGCAUCAUGGCUACCACAUGGGACAUGUACGACACAUUUGAACAGAGAGACCAAGAAAUCAGAGCCAAAGAGAAAGAGGAUGAUGAAGAGGGAACGAUUAGCCGCCCCAGCAGUCCUAAGGAAACUGAGGAGGGUAAAGGCGACUCAAAACCACAGAGUGGGGAACAAACCGGACUGGUCCGUGAAGAGAGUCGAGCUACGAUGGCGUCAUCCAUGGCAGGAUCAGAGAGUGUGUUUGCCAGCAGGGAGACAGGAGUGUCCUCCAUUCCCAGUGAACUGUCAGCUGUAGAGGAAGACAGAAUCUUUAAGUCAGAGAAUUUCCAGAGAGAUUUAUUUAUCAUGGAGCGGGUUGUCAACUUAAAUACUUACCAACCUAAGCAAGCAUUAUACAGAAAUUUCACCAUAAUACCAGACGUAGACAGAGAGAUUACAGAGCUGGGAGAUAAACAGGUCAGCAUGGUCAGUGAUAUGGGUCCAAACUUUGACCGCCUCUGGUCCUACUCCUGUAAAUUGACCAGUGGACGCAACAUCAGUUGUAUGUCCUGGAACAAGCUCAACCCAGAUCUGGUUGCUGUCGGCUAUGGAGAAUUUGAAUUUUCAGAUCAGAAGUCAGGCUUGAUAUGUUGUUGGUGCCUUAAGAAUCCCGAUUACCCUGAGAGAGUGUAUGCUUGUAAAGAGGGUGUCACAGCCAUAGAUUUCUCUAAAGCCUACCCCAACCUCCUGGCCGUGGGGAUGUACGAUGGAGGGGUAGCUAUUUAUAAUGUAGCCAGCAUGAAGGAUGAACCCAUUAUAGACAACUUCCACACCCCGGGAAAGCACACCGCCCCUGUGUGGCACAUUAAGUGGAUUGAAAAGGAGCGUGGAUCUGGGGAGGAAACCUCGGAGGUGGUGGUUUCUAUCUCCACUGAUGGCCGCGUCACACAAUGGUCGAUCAGAAAGGGAUUUGAGUGCUAUGACAUUAUGAAGCUAAAGAGAACACCUACAAAGUUUGGAGGGAAGAAAGAAAAGAAGGGCGAGGCCUUUAUUUCUAGACAUGCUGGAGGGAUGUGCUUUGACUUCCACCCCAAGGAGGCAAAUAUAUAUGUUGCAGGGACGGAAGAAGGUCAUAUUCAUAAAUGUUCUUGUUCAUAUAAUGAACAGUAUUUAGAGACUUACAAUGGCCACACAGGUCCUGUGUACAAGAUAGAGUGGUCUCCCUUUGUCAAUGAUAUCUUCCUGAGCUGUAGUGCGGACUGGAGUAUUCGACUGUGGCACCAAGAGAGGACCCAGCCUGUCCUGAACUUUUUCUCAUCCACGAAAUCAGUGUAUGAUGUUGUCUGGUCUCCUAAAUCCUCCACGGUGUUUGCCUGUGUGAAUGAGGGCGCUGUAGAAGUGUGGGACCUUAGUGUCAGCACGUUAGAUCCAAUCAUCACGAAUAAUCCCACAUCAGGUGCCAAAAAGACUGCUGUCUCCUUCUCCAAGAACUCAGAUUGUAUUCUUGUUGGGGACAGUAAAGGAGAGCUGACUGUUUAUCAGCUCAGAAGUAUGGCAGAUCCUCCAGCAAAUCAGGAGGAGGCAUUGAGGAAUGUGAUUAAAGCAUCUCUGGCCAGUCAACUCCAACAGGACCUCAAAAAGAAGGAGGAGGAGGCAAAGGAACUGGAGCAGGAGGUCGAUGAGGAGAUCUAGACCUAGAGGUCAGCAUGCCCAGAGACGAGGAGCCACCACACCGAGCUGGACAGUGUGGACAUUGACAAGGAAUUUAUUAAUGUGAAAGAAGACACUUCUUGUGUAUUUGUGUUACUCUGAUGACCGUAACGAGGGAGACAUUAUUUUUACACAGACUGUUUGUGUAUACUUAAUUGUAAUUCUUGACAAAAUGAUCUGAAGAAGGAGAUUUAUUUUAUAAUGGGGAAUCCGUCCAAUCUUAUUUUGUGAUAUUAAAACCAAAAUAUUGUUUACUGUAUUUCUCAUGUUAUUUUUAUAAAGAGACAGAAAUGAA
This is a messenger RNA of Ostrea edulis (European flat oyster), 3076 nucleotides long. RefSeq names its product dynein axonemal intermediate chain 4-like. Gene Ontology annotation, biological process: cilium movement. The coding region runs from base 283 to 2763 and encodes 826 amino acids. Gene Ontology annotation, molecular function: dynein light chain binding; dynein heavy chain binding. The transcript is spliced from 23 exons. Lineage: Eukaryota; Metazoa; Mollusca; Bivalvia; Ostreida; Ostreidae. The record is from RefSeq and is a predicted model, not a curated record. Gene Ontology annotation, cellular component: axonemal dynein complex.